AGUGCAAUUCCCGAUAUCACCAUGGCAAAGUUUGGGUUAUCGUUCUCUGGAGGCGGAGUCCGGUCAGCGGCAUUCUGUUCAGGAGUGUUGCGCAGACUGCUGCAGAAGGAGGUGCGAAUAGACUAUCUGAGUUGCGUGUCUGGGGGCGGUUACACAGGCUCUGCGUACGUCGACUGGAAAUACAGGCAUGAUAAGAAAGAUGACAAGAAAUGGCAUCAGAAUUUCUUUAAUCACAUGAGGGAAAAUGUCGGCUUAGUUUGCAGUUUUCAAAAUCCCUGCCAAGGUAUUUUCGACUGCGUGAUCUUUUGUGCUCUAGCAUUAUUCAUCUCUGUCAUCGCGCCUUUCAUAAUUUGGGGAUCAUUCGCACAUCCACUGGCCUAUAUUAUCGAUUACCUCUUCGGCAGAAUUUUGAGGGGUGGCAGCCGUCCGUGUCCAGAAGAGGUCAGGUUGAAUCCAAACACAACCCUGGACGAUUGCCUGCAGAAUCGUAAGAAUGCGGACAAAAUUUACGAUCGCGUUCUACUCUUCUUCGUGCCUGCUCUCCUCGCUUUCAUAUUCUACGUCUUGAAAAGACGCGUCAAAAGAGGAGAAGGUCAUUUCAAUUGGCUUUCGCUCUUCAGUUUAAUGAUGUUUGGAAUUCUGUUUUUUCCCUGGUUUUUAAACAUUUCCCUGCGACUUGUACCAGACGUUUUGAAAGGGUUGCUCCUUGUGCCAAUGAUCAUUUUUUGGUUUUUAUUUCCUGGCCUGCGUGACAAUGCAUCACUGGUAUUCGUCGUGUAUCUCUACUCGUUUGUCAUCCACUUCAGAGUGUAUCGUAUAAAUGCCUUUGGCAUCCUCUACGAUGAUCGCAUCUUUGAUCAAGCAUUUGCAGCAUCUAUACUUCUAAUGUGGGUUGCCCCUUUGGUUAUAGCGAUACAACAAAGCAUUGUUCAUAUUUAUGUCAGUCUCGACAGAUGGUUGACAAUCAAUACCCUUGGUGGUCACUAUCAUCGUAAAGCGAUGAAUGUCAUAAAUGUUGGAUCCAACCCGCCGGCUGUUUUGUCCCUAAGUGAUGGCGGCCAUCUUGAGAAUCUUGGCAUUCUCCCCUUACUGAAGCUGAGGCUUAAAAAGAUCGUGGCAGUAGAUGGAGGAAAUACUAUUCUGGAUCAAGACUACGCGGACGCCCUAUUAACUGCUCUGGAUAUGGCUAGGAAAAAGUUAGGCUGUUCAUUUUCAGCCCUGGAUGGACGAGAUAUCGCUGAGGAUAUUCGGGAUAACUUCGUUGAGAGGAGCCCUGGGUCACAGCCAAGCAGCUACAGAUUCAAAGUUUAUUAUUAUGAAAAGAAUGUUAACUGCGACGGAAAGACCAAAGUUGGCGAAGGAGAAAUUCUCUAUAUAGCUCCCAGGCAUCCAGGCAAAAGGGUGAAAACCUCGCCUUACGUUACAUGGGAGCAAGCGUUGCGUGACAUCGACGAAGAUCUCGAGGCAGGCCUUUGGGGCGCUGGACCUCAGUUAUCAUCAG
Messenger RNA from Pocillopora damicornis (cauliflower coral), 1501 nucleotides. RefSeq lists its product as uncharacterized. Lineage: Eukaryota; Metazoa; Cnidaria; Anthozoa; Scleractinia; Pocilloporidae. The record is from RefSeq and is a predicted model, not a curated record.